AUGGGGCCAUUCACUGUCCUGGAGAGGAAGAACGCCAGUUUUCGGAUCAAUCGGGGUCGUCAAGGAAGAUGGGUAAAUGGUAAAGAAUUGGAGCGGUGGUACACCCGUGGCAAUAAUUUUAAAGGAGAGGCGAGUGUGAUGGAAGGUGGUAUAAUGAGAGUCCCGGCUAGCGAACGAAUCAAGAAUAGGGCCGAUCCAACCAGGUGCGCAGACGUAGCGGCUGGAAGUACUUCGCGAGACAAUGUCGACUACCACUCCAAACGAAUGAAUCGACAAUUACAGCCCGGUGGACAAUCCGCAUCUAGCCAGAAAGACAUCCACCGAAUAUCACAACGUCGGAGUCGUCGCGCUACGAUCGGGUCAAAGCAGUCGGAACGGCACGUGGAAGAAGAGAAAACGUACGUGCCAAGUUCGGACCAAAACCAACAGAAUGAGGCAUGA
Molecule: messenger RNA, 441 nt
Organism: Echinostoma caproni
Lineage: Eukaryota; Metazoa; Platyhelminthes; Trematoda; Plagiorchiida; Echinostomatidae
Source: the annotation of a GenBank genome assembly